GUCAAAUACACUCUCUCUCUCGGCUUUAUCGUCAGACUUGUAAAAACUUAAAACCCUGAGAAGAGAGGAGCCUCUUUGUGGAUUGAAGCUUCAGUUCAGUUUUCAGAAGUGUCUCUUCCACUGCUUAACGAGGAAUGACGAGAACAACAGCACGAUGGAUGUAAGGCGAUAGUGAAAGAGGGUUGAUGGAAGAAAGUACAAACAAAUGCACCAGGACGACAACACCACUCCAGUGAUUGUCCGGGGAUAGUGAAACAGAAUUGGUGAGAGGAAAUACAAACAGACUCUUAUGUCAUAAUUCUAUUGAUUUCUCUAAUGUUUACGAAGCAUGUGUGUGUGUAUAUGUGAACAUAAUUAAUUACCUGUAGUAUGACUUUAAACGAACCAAUCUUGGUUACUUUUUAGAAACAACAUGGAGGAGGAGGGUGUGGGAGGAGAGGAUAGGAUCAGCAGGUUGCCUGAACCCAUAAUUCAUCACAUUCUCACUUUGCUUCCUACCAAACGUGUUGUUUCAACAACAAUUUUAUCUAAAGGAUGGAAUAAUCUCUGGAUAUCUGUGCAUGUUAUCUCCUGAUACCCGAGAAACACAAUCUUCUACCAAUAGCUUCAUGGAUUUCGUGGACAGGGUGUUGUCAUUUCGUAACAUGCUAGAGAUUAAAAAAUUCUGUCUCACCUGUGACGGUGAGUAUUUUGAUGACCAGCGGAUAAAGGCUUGGAUUACUACCGCCAUUAAGUGUAAAGUUAAAGAGCUCAUUGUCAAUAGGAAUGCCAUUGAAAAUGUGGAUAUUAUUCCUGUCGACCUUUACACUUGUGAAUCACUGACGUUGCUAGACCACGACAAUCCGUGAUGGUAUACCACGACAUUUUGUGGUGUCUGAUAUCAAAAUCAAGAUUGAUGCACCGAAUCUAAUGUCCAUCACAAUCCGUGAUGGUAUACCACGACAUUUUGUGGUGGAGAGCUUUCCAUCACUAUUGGAUGCAGAUAUACACUACAUGUAUACUGAGGAAAGUGUCCCGGUUGAUGUUAUACCGAAGUUUGUAGAGAAGAUCUCUAAUGUAAAGCUCUUGAAGUUAUCUGAUUAUGUCUUUGAGAAACUGGAGAUGGCAGGUGUUCGAUCUACAAGUUUUCCUACCUUCAAUAAUUUGAACACUUUGGAGGUGUCUUUUAUCAAGACUCAGCUAGUUAAACCAUUAUUCACCUUUCUACAGUUCUCACCAAAUUUGGAGUCACUCGUCUUCCGUGGGGUCUAUCGUGAUAAAGUUAAUGAGGACGCUUUUACAUUGGACGUAGUGCCUCAUUGUUUGUUGAUGAACCUCAAGUCAAUCAAAUUUCAAUACUUUAAAGGGCAACUGAAGGAGUUGGAUUUGGUUCAACUGUUUUUGCAGAAUGCAAGGGUUCUUCAGAUGGUGAUUAUUGAAAUUUCAUCUGAUCAUUUCUUAAACUCAAAUAAGAAGAAACAUACCGCAGAGGAUGUUGAAGAUUUCAAUAAGAAGAUUAUGGAGCAGUUAUUGAAGUAUAAAUGGGCUUCAACAGAUUGUGUGGUUAAGUUAUGUUCUUUUUAGAUAUCUGGAUGCCUGCUUGCUCAUCUGAAAUCUAUAGAAUGCUUAUUUCUUUGUAUUCAGUAACUUUUCUCUAGAUUUUACCUUAUUUUUAUGUUCAUUUGGAAGAUGAUGUCA
Papaver somniferum (opium poppy) is the source of this 1677-nucleotide messenger RNA. RefSeq names its product FBD-associated F-box protein At5g22730-like. The record is from RefSeq and is a predicted model, not a curated record. The coding region runs from base 910 to 1563 and encodes 217 amino acids. The transcript has 5 exons. NCBI's taxonomy places the organism in Eukaryota, Viridiplantae, Streptophyta, Magnoliopsida, Ranunculales, Papaveraceae.